Peromyscus californicus insignis is the source of this 4572-nucleotide messenger RNA. RefSeq names its product leucine rich repeat containing G protein-coupled receptor 5 (gene Lgr5). The transcript is spliced from 18 exons. The record is from RefSeq and is a predicted model, not a curated record. The coding region runs from base 343 to 3069 and encodes 908 amino acids. Gene Ontology annotation, molecular function: protein binding; G protein-coupled receptor activity; protein-hormone receptor activity. Gene Ontology annotation, biological process: G protein-coupled receptor signaling pathway. NCBI's taxonomy places the organism in Eukaryota, Metazoa, Chordata, Mammalia, Rodentia, Cricetidae. Gene Ontology annotation, cellular component: membrane.
CUGGGCGCGCAAUUUGGCUGGAGCGCUUUAAAAAAGGAGCGUGCGAGCGGAGAUGCUGCUGCACACAGCUCAGACCGCCUGCAGCAGCAACAACGCUUACGGCCAGCCACUGCGGCGACUGCAGCGAGAGUCCCGAGGCCGGCGUGGCCACAGCGCGCUGCGCGGUCCCCACCGGAGCUCCGACCCGGCAGACGCCCGCCUAGCUGCAGAAGCCACCGGGGUUACAGACGCCCCGGUGAACUGCAGAAGCCCGUGGAGAGGCUCCCGGCGCGCCUCGGUCUGCAUCAGCCCCGGCGCUGCCCUCUACAGGCUUCCGGCUCGCAGCUCCCAGCCUCGGGCACCAUGGACACCUCCCGCGUCCGCAGCAUGCUCCUGUCCUUGCCGGCGCUGCUGCAGCUGGUAGCCGCCGGCAGCCCGCCGAGGCCGGACACGCUGCCGCGGGGCUGCCCGUCACACUGUCAGUGUGACCUGGAUGGCAGGAUGCUGCUCAGGGUGGACUGCUCGGACCUGGGGCUCUCCGAGCUGCCCUCCAACCUCAGCGUCUUCACCUCCUACCUGGACCUCAGCAUGAACAACAUCAGUCAGCUGCCCCCCAGUCUCCUACACAGCCUCCGCUUCCUAGAAGAGCUACGUCUUGCUGGAAAUGCUUUGACACACAUUCCCAAGGGAGCAUUCACAGGCCUUCACAGUCUUAAAGUUCUUAUGCUGCAGAAUAAUCAACUGAAACAGGUCCCCUCGGAAGCCCUGCAGAACUUGCGAAGUCUCCAAUCCCUGCGUCUGGAUGCCAACCACAUCAGCUACGUGCCACCCAGCUGCUUCAGUGGCCUGCACUCCCUGAGGCACCUGUGGCUGGAUGACAACGCCCUGACGGAAGUCCCUGUCCAGGCUUUCAGAAGUUUAUCAGCACUGCAAGCCAUGACCUUGGCCCUGAACAAAAUACACCAUCUACCAGACCUUGCCUUUGGAAACCUCUCCAGCCUGGUGGUGCUGCAUCUCCAUAACAAUAGAAUCCACUCCCUGGGAAAGAAAUGCUUUGAUGGGCUCCACAGCCUGGAGACUCUAGAUUUAAAUUAUAAUAACCUUGAUGAAUUCCCCACUGCAAUCAAGACGCUCUCCAACCUUAAAGAACUAGGAUUCCACAGCAACAACAUCAGGUCGAUACCUGAGAAAGCAUUCAUAGGCAACCCUUCCCUUAUCACAAUACAUUUCUAUGACAAUCCCAUCCAAUUUGUUGGAAUAUCUGCUUUUCAACAUUUACCUGAACUAAGAACCCUGACUUUGAAUGGUGCCUCACAAAUUACUGAAUUUCCUGAUUUAACUGGAACUGGCAACCUGGAAAGUCUGACUUUAACUGGAGCAAAGAUCUCAUCUCUUCCCCAAACCGUCUGUGAUCAGUUACCUAAUCUCCAAGUGCUAGAUUUGUCUUACAACCUGCUCGAAGAUUUACCCAGUUUGUCAGGCUGCCAAAAACUUCAGAAAAUCGACCUGCGGCAUAACAACAUCUGUGAAGUUAAAGGUGGCACGUUCCAGCAGUUAUUUAACCUCCGAUCUCUGAACUUAGCUUGGAAUAAAAUUGCCAUGAUUCACCCCAGUGCAUUUUCUACAUUGCCAUCUCUAAUUAAGCUGGACCUAUCAUCCAACCUCCUGUCGUCUUUCCCUGUAACUGGGUUACAUGGUUUGACUCACUUAAAAUUAACAGGAAAUCGUGCCUUACAGAGCCUGAUACCAUCUGCAAACUUCCCAGAGCUCAAGAUUAUUGAAAUGCCCUAUGCUUACCAGUGUUGUGCAUUUGGAGUGUGUGAGAAUGUCUAUAAGAUUUCCAAUCCAUGGAAUAAAGGUGGUAACAGCAGUGUGGACGACCUUCAUAAGAAAGAUGCUGGGCUAUUUCAAGUUCAAGAUGAGCGAGAUCUUGAAGAUUUCCUGCUGGACUUCGAGGAAGACCUGAAAGCCCUUCAUUCUGUGCAGUGUUCGCCUUCUCCAGGUCCCUUCAAGCCCUGUGACCACCUAUUCGGUAGCUGGCCGAUCAGAAUCGGAGUGUGGAUCAUAGCAGUGCUGGCGCUUUCCUGUAAUGCCUUGGUGGUGUCAACCGUGUUCAGAACCACUCUGUGCAUCUCCUCCAUAAAACUCCUAAUUGGGGUCAUUGCGGUGGUGAACAUGAUCAUGGGGGUCUCCAGUGCUGUGCUGGCCAUUGUGGACACAUUCACGUUUGGUAGUUUUGCGCAACACGGUGCGUGGUGGGAAGAUGGAAUCGGUUGCCAAAUUGUUGGUUUCCUGUCCAUGUUUGCUUCAGAAUCGUCUGUUUUCCUGCUCACUCUGGCAGCCCUGGAACGUGGUUUUUCCGUCAAAUGCUCUUCAAAGUUUGAAACGAAAACUCCCCUUUCUAGCCUGAAGGUGAUCGUUCUGCUGUGUGUCCUGUUAGCCCUGACCAUUGCCACUGUCCCCUUGCUGGGAGGCAGUGAGUAUAAUGCCUCCCCACUCUGCCUGCCCUUGCCCUUUGGGGAGCCCAGCACCACGGGCUACAUGGUGGCUCUCGUCUUGCUCAACUCCCUCUGUUUCCUCAUAAUGACCAUUGCGUACACCAAGCUCUACUGCAAUUUGGACAAAGGGGACCUGGAGAAUCUUUGGGACUGUUCUAUGGUGAAACACAUUGCCUUGUUGCUCUUCACCAACUGUAUCCUUUACUGCCCCGUGGCUUUCCUAUCCUUCUCCUCUUUGCUAAACCUCACGUUUAUCAGUCCUGAAGUAAUUAAGUUCAUACUCCUAGUGAUUGUCCCACUGCCUGCAUGUCUCAAUCCCCUUCUCUAUAUCGUCUUCAACCCCCAUUUUAAGGAGGAUAUGGGCAGCCUAGGAAAGCAAACCCAUUUCUGGACGAGAUCAAAGCACCCAAGUCUGCUGUCCAUUAACUCUGAUGAUGUUGAAAAACGAUCCUGCGACUCAACCCAAGCCUUGGUAGCCUUUACGCAUGCCAGCAUAGCCUAUGACUUGCCUUCCAAUUCUGGGUCAUCACCAGCUUAUCCAAUGACAGAAAGCUGUCACCUUUCUUCAGUAGCCUUUGUCCCAUGCCUCUAGGUAAUCUGUGAGGGCAACGUUUUCAAAAAUUGGAAACCUGCAAGAAGAUUUGUAUCAGAGCAGUAGCUAAGAAGAGCUGAGCUGAAACCUGGCUUACAAUACAAGUAAACAUCUAUAAGUUAGUAUGGGAAAGCGAAUGCCUUACUGAUACUUGAGAGCGAUGUAUAAGUCUAAACACUGCUUGUAUAAACUUGUUCAGCUGUCCAUCACGUUACUUAGAUGAGCCUAGAUCUGAAAAGCAGAUGAAAUGCUCUUCAAAAAAUAAACUCUCUAGUUUUAAUUGUGUGAUCUUCAAACUCACCAGCAUAAUCACUGGUAGUGAAGGAUUCAUUGAAGGACACCAUGAGUAUAUUUAAAUUGACAAAUUCCUCAGAAGAGGGUUAAUAUUAUAAGGCGAUAUAAGAAUUUUUUAAAAUGGGCUACAUUGCCCACAGGAUUUCAUUUUAAUGGCCAUGUGGAGACAUUUAUGUCCUUUUGUCAGAAAGGGUCUUUCCAUGAUGCUAGUUUCUUGGAUGAAUAAUUUGAGACAUUUUUUAACUCAUUCAUACAUAAAUUUAAGAUACUGGGUUUUAUAAAUAAGCACUCAGUGCUUCCUCCCUUGGUGAACUAGAACUGGCUACACAUUUUUUGAAGGGAAAAUUAACUUGUUCCUAAAGCGAUCAUGUACAGGUAAAAUUUGACUUACCUGAUUCAUUUUUAAGUUCCUGGUGUCCAAAGCUCAGAAAGUCCAUUGCCAGCAGUGAGCCUACCUAGUAAGCAAGUGUGGGAUUUCUAUUUGUUUCUGAGUGGGAGCAUGCUUUGGGGGAGAUGUUUUGUCAUUGCCUCAAAUGGUUGUGCAUUGUAAGAUGCUCUAAGGUAGGCAGGACAUACAUCCACUGAGUAACCUCACACACCUAUCUCUAUUGGCUCCAGCAACAUGCCUCGUGACACUUUGGACUCAACAGAAGUGUGCAAAAGUAUCAGUCUUUCUGUUUAGCUUGGUUUUAGCUGUGUCCCUUUUGGAUCAACCACCUGAUAUAAAGAACAUGACUUCUCUGCUUACUCCGUAUUAACACGGGUGUUAGUGUUUUCAUCCAAAUUAUUAAAAUUUGAAAAGUGAAAGGGUUUAUUCGUAACUUCCAUGAUCCUACAUUAGCUUCAUGGCACCCAAACAAAAAGGCUGUUGGGUAGAUUUAUUUUUAUAUAAGCAUGUUUUAUUUUGAUCAGAUGUUUUAAUGUGGAAUUUUUUUUUUAAAAAAAUAAUACAUUUAUGAGAUGUUUUAUAAGAUGUGUACAUAUAGAAUUGUAUUUAUUACUACAGUAAAGGUACAGUGACAUAAAAGAACGUGAUAAUAAACCAUGUACAGUGACAUAUUCUUCCAAAUAUAUUGUUUCUCUGCCCAUUUUCUUUAAGUGCAUUAAUUGUAUAUAAUAUAUGUAAAUACAUAGUGCUUGUAAAUAGACUCAAAAUUUGCUUUUCUACUGGGCACAAAAUAAAUUUUUAAUAAAAUGUGCAACUUGCAA